This is a messenger RNA of Puma concolor (puma), 1005 nucleotides long. The record is from RefSeq and is a predicted model, not a curated record. NCBI's taxonomy places the organism in Eukaryota, Metazoa, Chordata, Mammalia, Carnivora, Felidae.
AUGCCUCUGCCCCAGAAGAGUCCACAAUACUCAUGUGAUCGAUGCCUUCCAGCCCGCAGUGUGACCCAGGGCCUGGAGGAUGCAGACGACUCCAAGGCUCUGGAGGAGACCUGUCUCUCCUCCCAUCCUCUAAUGCCUGGCACUUCGAAGGAGGCUCCUAGUGUUGGUAUACCCAGCAACCCCGAGAAUCCUCAGAGUUUCUGCUCCUCUUCCAUUGCCAUCGCAACCACCUCAACAAGUGAGCUGAAUGAGGGCUCCGAUAGCCAAGAAGAGGAGGAUAGCACCUCAGGGGCUGGGCCAGAUGCCAAGAAUGUGCCUGUAGAUGCCCUAGAUAAGAUGGUGGCUUUGUUGGUGGAUUUCAUGCUGUUCAAGUAUCUAAAGAAAGAGCUCAUGACAAAGGCAGAUAUGAAGAUCGUCAUCAAAGGGUAUGAAGAGCACUUCGCUGAGGUCUUCCUGAAAGCCUCUGAGCGCAUGGAGGUGGUCUUCGGCCUUGAUGUGAAGGAAGUGGAUCCCAUCAACCACUGCUAUGCCUUCUUCAUCAAAUUGGGCCUCACCUAUGAUGGGGUGCUGCAUGGUAAAGAGGGCAUACCCAAGACGGGUGUCCUGAUACUUAUCCUGGGUGUGAUCUUCAUGAAGGGCAACAGUGCCACUGAAAAGGAAGUCUGGGAAGUUCUGAAGUUGACGGGGAUAUAUCCCGGGAGGAAGCACUCCCUCUUUGGGGACCCCAGGAAGCUCAUCACCCAAGAUUUCGUGAAGGGAAAGUACCUGGAAUACCGCCAGGUGGCCAACAGUGAUCCCGCACAAUUUGAAUUCCUCUGGGGCUCAAGAGCCCACGCUGAAACCACCAAGAUGAAAGUCCUGGAGUUUCUGGCCAAGGUUCAUGGGACUGACCCGAGUUCUUUCCCAUCUCAGUAUGAGGAGGCUUUGCAAGAAGAAGAAGAGAGAACCCGAGCCAGAAUGUCAGCCAUGGCUAUCUCUACUUCUGUGGCCACUGCAAGUUUGUAG